AGCCUUUAUCUGGGAGCUGGGCAGGAGUUCCUGCCACAUCCUCAGAUCCCCUCCACUCUGUUCCUCUCCUCACGGAGCCAGCAGCACCACCAGCGUGUGGUGGGAGAGUGGGCACUGCUCCUGGGCAGCUCCCCGAUCCUGUCAGACCCUCCGCCCCAGGCUCGAAGCUGCUCCGCAGGCACCAUGCGGAGGUCCCUGCUGUUUGCAGCCAUUCUGGCCAUCAGCCUGGCUCGCAGUCUGGGGGCUGUCUGUGAGGACUCCCAGGAGCAGGUGGCGCCUGGUGGGGGCCACAACAAGAAGGACGCGGACCUCUACAAGUUGCCCCCGUCCUUGCUCCGGAAACUCUAUGACAGCCGCUCAGUCUCUCUGGAUGGAUUGCUCAAAAUGCUGAGCAAGGCUAGCCUGGAUCCUAAGGAAUCGCCACUUCCCCAGAAACGUGACAUGCACGACUUCUUUGUGGGACUUAUGGGCAAGAGGAACAUCCAGCCGGACCCUUCUACUGACGUAAACCAAGAGAACAUCCCCAGCUUCGGCACCCUCAAGUACCCCCCCAAUGUGGAAUGAGCACUCCACUUCUGGACCCCUGGGCUGCAUCAUGAAGACACCUGUCACCCCCUCCCAACCCCCAGCUGCACAUGCUCCUAUUUCCCCUUUUUUCCCCCAUCCUUGUAACGCUCCUGUGCUUUGACUCCUUCCCCAUCCCUCUACCCCACCGUGAUGUAGAAACCGCAGAGCGAGCAUCCUCGGUCCCCGUGGGCAUUGACUUGCAUUCCCCUGGGUUUCUGGAGUGUCCUCCGUUAAAAAUAUGACGUCUCUCUCUACUCCUCAACAAUAAAGGAUUUUCACAUAUGA
This is a messenger RNA of Ailuropoda melanoleuca (giant panda), 852 nucleotides long. RefSeq names its product tachykinin precursor 3 (gene TAC3). The coding region runs from base 184 to 564 and encodes 126 amino acids. Gene Ontology annotation, biological process: tachykinin receptor signaling pathway; positive regulation of blood pressure. The transcript has 7 exons. The record is from RefSeq and is a predicted model, not a curated record. NCBI's taxonomy places the organism in Eukaryota, Metazoa, Chordata, Mammalia, Carnivora, Ursidae.